UCAAACUCUCACUUCCUUUGUGAUUUAGAGUGAGCCCUAGCCACAACUGGUGCCAUUUAUCAGCUUCACUUCAUCUGCUGCCAGUGUUCAACUCUUCAGUGUUUUACCUCAGGAGGUAGAGGCUCAUCCUCAGACACCCAUCCAUCAAUCAUUUCUCAGGUCACCAUGUCUAGAAAGGUGGUCAGGACCAGUAAGUUUCGCCAUGUCUUUGGUCAGGCGGUCAAGGCAGAUCAGUGCUAUGAUGACAUCAGGAUCUCCCAGAUGACUUGGGACAGCAACUUCUGUUCUGUCAACCCUAAGUUUGUGGCCAUGAUUGUGGAUGCCAGUGGUGGAGGAGCUUUCAUUGUUCUGCCUCUGAACAAGACGGGUCGCAUUGACAUGUCCAUGCCCACCGUCUGUGGUCACACUGGACCUGUGUUGGACAUUGAAUUUUGCCCACAUAAUGACAACAUCAUUGCCAGUGGCUCUGAAGACUGCAGUGUCAUGAUCUGGGAGAUUCCAGAAGGGGGUCUGGUGACACCUCUGAAGGAUCCAGUUGUAAAGUUGGAAGGUCACUCUAAACGUGUGGGCAUCCUCAGCUGGCAUCCCACUGCCCAUAAUGUGCUGAUGAGUGCAGGCUGUGAUAAUGUGAUCAUUUUGUGGAACGUUGUUCGCGGAGAAGAAGUGGUGCGCAUUGACUCGCACAGCGAUCUGAUCUACAGCGCCUGCUGGAACAGAAACGGCUCUCAGAUCCUCACAUCCUGCAAGGACAAGAAACUGCGCGUGUUCGACCCCCGCAAGGGCACCGUCAUACAUGAGAAGGAUAAACCUCAUGAAGGCUCCAGGCCAGUAAGAGCUGUGUUUGUAUCUGAUGGAAAGAUCCUGACUACAGGUUUCAGCCGCAUGAGCGAGCGACAAGUGGCACUGUGGGACCCUAAAAACUUUGAUGAGGCAAUGAACCUGCAGGAACUGGACACCAGCAGUGGAGUGCUGCUACCGUUUUUUGAUCCCGACACUGGCAUCGUAUACCUUUGUGGCAAGGGUGACAGCAGCAUCAGAUACUUUGAGGUGACAGAUGAGGCCCCAUACGUUCACUAUCUCUCCAUGUACAGCAGUAAAGAGAGUCAGAAGGGCAUGGGCUACAUGCCUAAGAGAGGCCUGGAAGUCAACAAGUGUGAGAUUGCAAGGUUCUAUAAACUCCAUGAGAGAAAGUGUGAACCUAUUGUAAUGACUGUGCCUCGUAAGUCUGACUUGUUUCAAGAGGACCUUUACCCUGACACGAUUGGUCCAGAGCCAUCAGUGGGGGCAGAUGAGUGGUUCGCUGGUAAAGACGGAGAGCCAAUCCUCAUCUCCUUAAAAGAAGGUUUUGUGGCCACAACCAAAAAUAAAGAGUUCAAAGUGAUCAAGAGCUUGAUGUCCACCACAUCAUCUUCCCCAAGCAACCAACAUUCUGAUCUUGCGGACUUGCAGGCCUUGCAGAAUGAGGUGAAGAAACUGAAAGAGAUGGUUGAGGACUUGAUCAAGCGAGUGAGCAAACUGGAGAACAAAUAACUGAAGAGAGAAGCCAUUAUAAUUAGAUCAGACAUAAAAAAAGAUGGACAUUUAAAGAUUUGUGUAUAAUGAAAUAAUAAAAAUGUGCAUGGUAGAAAUAUGAUAUGUGAGAUGUUUUUAGAGGAUACAAAUUACUUUACAGCUCAAAUUCAGGGAGAAGAUGUUUAAUGUGAUCAGAUUUGUAUGAAACCCAUUUUGAAUAUGUUUUAUAGAAUUUGCAAUAAAUGUGUUAUUUUAACUAAUUUA
Molecule: messenger RNA, 1776 nt
Organism: Paramisgurnus dabryanus
Lineage: Eukaryota; Metazoa; Chordata; Actinopteri; Cypriniformes; Cobitidae
Gene: coro1a
Product: coronin, actin binding protein, 1A
Biological process (GO): actin filament organization; cell migration
Molecular function (GO): actin filament binding
Source: RefSeq, a predicted model, not a curated record